AUGACCUUGUUCAUCAAAGGAAGACAGAUACUAGACUGCGCUCUUCUAGCGAACGAAUGCAUCGAUUCAAGAACCAAGAGUGGAAUUCUUGGGGUCAUAUGCAAAAUUGACUUUGAGAAAGCCUUUGACCCCGUCUCUUGGGAUUUUGUGGUCGAGAUGCUUGAGAGAAUGGGCUUUGGAAUUCUUUGGAUGAAGUGGAUACAGGGAUGCAUCACAGACACACCCCUUUCAGUGCUGGUUAAUGGCUCCGCCAAUGCUAAAUUUACCACUGGGAAAGGGAUGACCCAAGGUGAUCCUCUCUCCCCGUUUCUUUUUUUGAUAGUCUCUGAGGCUUUGAAUGUUUUUUUUCAGACAGGCCUGCACAUAAAUUUUGUGAAAUGCAGUCUUUUUGGAGUAGCAGGUGCAAGUUACUUGUCUCAAAUGGCGAUGAUGUUAGGUUGCAAAUCAGAGAGUUUUCCUUCUUCUUACCUUGGUCUGCCAUUGGGGGACUUCUUCUUGGGCUCUCAAAAGUGGGAAAGCAUUAUAGAGAGAUGCAAGAACAUGCUAUGCUCUUGGAAACGAUCAUGCCUCAAUAAAGCGGGCGGUCUUGGCAUCAAAUCAGUUAAGAGUAUGAAUAGGGCUCUUCUAGCAAAAUGGUGGUGGAGGUUCAAUUAUGAAAAAACAGCGUCAUGGAGGACUGCUAUCGUGUCCAAGCAUCAGUCAGCGCAACAAGACAGGGAGACUAAAAACCAAAUCAGAGAAACAGCUCUGGAGUGUGGAAGGGAAUUUAUUCUAUGCUGGAAUCCUUCAAGCAAUGUACCAUCCUAA
Messenger RNA from Papaver somniferum (opium poppy), 807 nucleotides. RefSeq lists its product as uncharacterized. NCBI's taxonomy places the organism in Eukaryota, Viridiplantae, Streptophyta, Magnoliopsida, Ranunculales, Papaveraceae. The transcript is spliced from 3 exons. The record is from RefSeq and is a predicted model, not a curated record. The coding region runs from base 1 to 807 and encodes 268 amino acids.